CAAUCUUCCAAGCCAAGCCUCAAAAGGCAUACUAUUAUAUGAUGACGAGUUUCUGCAAUAAUAAAGUCCCCCCUUUAUUGUGUUUAUCAAAUUCCAAAGACAACGGAACACUGCUAGACUUUUCCCUUCCCCGCCUAAAUAUUUUCACCGCCGUUUCAACCGGCUGUGAUAACUCUUCAGUUGACCCUCAAAAACCAACCAAUUACCUCGACUCCACCCCCAUGACACCACCGGCCGCCACCGCUGUGGCGAAAAAAGAUCCCGGUGGAAUCGGGUUCUUAGAUGAAGUUGGCGGGAGUGUUGAUGGUUUAAUGUCAUGUACAGAGAGUCUUGGUUUCGAGAGCUCGGAUGAGAGGACAGUAGAUGAUCAAAUUGAGGAUUUAGGUCAUCAUAAUCAUCGCGACGAAUUAGCUAAUUGUAGCAAUAAUAUUAUGGCUAGUACUAAUUCAAGGUGCUGGCAGAGAAGUAAUUUGGCGGAGAAGAAGGAAAAGAAGAAGUUUCCGCCGCUAUUAUCGUCGUUAUGCCAAGAUGGAAAGCCUAAUUUCUUCCUCCGUGCGGUGAGGAAAGAUGGACGGUUAGAAUUGACAGAGCUGAAAAUUGAUCGGCCGGAAACUCUCUUUGCUUCCCGGCAAGAUGGAAGAUUGAGAUUGCAUCUCAUUCGCAAUCCCGAAGAAGAAGAAUCAGAAGAAGAGGAAGACGAAGAUUUUCCCGUGGAAACGGAGGAAGUAAUUGAAACAGAGGAAGUAAUUGAAACAGAUGAAGAAAAUGAAGAUGAAAUAAUUGAAGAGUGGAAGUUUCCGGUGAUGGGGAGUGGAAUUGGAGAUGGUCAUCGGAGAUGUUACGGCAGUCAUGGUAAUAACAACCAUCACCAUGAUUUACAUUUAUUGAGGCAACGGUGUGUGACAACCAGGUGAAUUUUUGAUUAAAUCAAGUGAGAACAAAGAGAUGGCCAUCCAUGUGAAUCUGUUUUUUUUUUUUCCAUUCAAGUACGUACUCUCUGCCAUUUCUGGGGACAACAAUGAGGACCCAAUGAAGUUGGAAUUAACAAGUUGCAGGCAGCAGCCAGUGAAAUUAAGAGCCUCCAAUUGCUAGCAGUUGGAAAAAACAUUGGGAUUCUGUUUUGCAUCAGAGCAGUAAUUCUGGGUGAGGACAGAGAGAGGAGGAGAAUCAGUUACCUAAAUUUCUGAAAAGAAUUACAGAUAAAACAGAGAAUUAUUUUCAGUUAUCUUUUUGAAGCAA
This is a messenger RNA of Solanum dulcamara, 1239 nucleotides long. RefSeq lists its product as uncharacterized. Lineage: Eukaryota; Viridiplantae; Streptophyta; Magnoliopsida; Solanales; Solanaceae. The transcript has a single exon. The record is from RefSeq and is a predicted model, not a curated record. Bases 39 to 914 code for a protein of 291 amino acids.